AUGGAGGUGGUUCCCCAGGACGCGCAGCCAGCGCCCUCCGAGCCCCGGGGGCUGCGCUGGUUGCUGGCGCUUGACUUCCGAAAAGAGCUGCGGGGGCUGCUGCGGCUGGCCGGCCCGGUGUUUUUGGCUCAGCUGAUGAUGUUUCUAAUCAGUUUCAUAAGUUCAGUGUUCUGUGGCCACUUGGGAAAGCUGGAGCUCGAUGCUGUCACCCUUGCAAUUGCUGUUAUAAAUGUCACUGGCAUUUCAGUUGGAUUUGGCUUGGCUUCAGCCUGUGAUACACUCAUCUCCCAGACUUAUGGCAGCCGCAACCUGAAGUAUGUUGGGGUCAUCGUUCAAAGAGGAAUCCUCAUGCUUCUCCUCUGCUGUUUCCCCUGCUGGGCGGUCUUCAUUAACACGGAGCAGAUCCUACUUCUUUUUAGGCAGGAUCCAGAUGUGUCCAGGCUUACCCAGACCUACGUCCUGAUCUUCAUCCCUGCUCUUCCUGCAGCCUUCCUUUACAUAUUGCAGGUUAAAUAUUUGCAGAACCAGGGAAUAAUACUUCCCCAGAUUGUUACGGGAGUGGUGGCCAACAUCCUCAAUGCCCUCAUUAACUACGUGCUUCUCCAUCAGCUGAGCCUGGGUGUGAUGGGAUCUGCACUGGCAAAUACCAUUUCCCAAUUCUCCCUCACCCUCCUCCUCUUUCUGUAUAUCCUCUGGAGAAAGCUGUACCUCGAUACCUGGGAAGGAUGGUCUCUUGAGUGCCUACAUGAAUGGGACUCCUUCCUUCAGCUGGCCAUUCCAAGCAUGCUCAUGCUCUGCAUUGAGUGGUGGGCGUAUGAGAUCGGGAGCUUCCUCAGUGGUACCAUCAGCAUGGUGGAGCUGGGAGCCCAGUCUGUUGUCUAUGAGCUGGCUACAAUAGUAUACAUGAUCCCCACGGGCUUCAGUGUGGCCGCCAGUGUUCAUGUGGGAAACUCUCUGGGAGCGGGGGAUAUUAAGCAGGCCAAGAUAUCUUCAGCUGUUUCUCUGCUGACCACAGAAAUGUUUGCUGUCACCCUGUGCAUCAUACUUGCGAGCUGCAAGGAUGUUGUUGGGUACAUUUUCACCAGUGACAAGGACAUCAUCACCCUCGUCUCCAAGGUCAUUCCCAUCUACGCCUGCUCCCACCUCUUUGAUGGCUUUGCUUGUACGUGCGGUGGGAUUUUACGAGGAUCAGGAAAUCAGAAGAUUGGGGCCAUCUUGAAUGCUAUUGGCUAUUAUGUCAUUGGUCUCCCCAUUGGAAUCUCGCUGAUGUUUGCAGCUGACCUUGGGGUGAUAGGUCUAUGGUCAGGAAUAAUCAUCUGUUCCAUCUUGCAAGCCGCCUGCUUUCUGGGCUUCAUCUUACGCCUGAACUGGGAAAAAGCCAGCGAAGAGGCUCGAGUGCGUGCUAAGUUAAAGGGUAAGGUGACCAAGGUGAGGAGCCACCAGGAUCGGGUCAUCUAUCAGGGCCCAAUUCCAUCAGUGGACUCGGAACACCCGGCUGGUGUUUUACUGGGAGAUGCAGACGAUGCUGUCCACAAGGAGGAGAGCCAGGCAGAACAGCCAGAGGAGCCCCUUUCUAGGAGCCCUUCAAAAAACAAGGUCUUAUCUCUGAAAGACUUAGUCCUCCGGAGGGGGCUGGCACUCCUGGCUGCCGUUUUAAUCCUGGUGGCGGGCAUUUUGGUGAGGCUCUAUACAGGAACAUAAAACCAUGUCAAAGGACUGAUGGAAAACGAUUUCCACUCCACAUUAAAACCAGUGAAGGAUUCAGUGGUAAAUCUCCUUCCCUGUUCCCCCAAAGAAGGUAGUAAUCAGCCACCAGCCAAGGACAGGCUUCAUGGUGCAGUGGAAAGAAUGUAGGACCUGGAGUCAGAGGACCUGAAUUCAAAUUGAACAACUUGCGUGACUUCUCUCGUGAGACCUCUCGGCCUCAGUUUCCUCAUCUGUAAAAUGAAGAGGCUGGCCUCAAAGGUCCCUUCCAGUUCUCCAUCUGACUCUGCUGCGCCUGUAGAUUUCCUUUGAGAAUGGGCAGGGCAAGGACCUCCUGCCUGACUGCGGAAAAGGAGCUGAGCUGGACUGAAGGUCUUGUCCCUUCCUUUUCUCUGAAAGGCUCCUACAAGGGUUAACUCAUCCGUCCAUGACUCGGAGAAGAACUUUGGUUACCAUCUAUGUAUUAUGCUCUGCUAAUAUUGUAGCUCGUCAUUUGGGUUUUUCUUUUUUUAGAAAGUAUGGACCCAUCAUGCAUUGGGAAGGGCUUGUGGAAAUGUUAAAAAUUCAUUUUCCAAACCUUCUCUCUCAAUAAAUCUUUUUUCUCCCUUUACAUUA
This is a messenger RNA of Gracilinanus agilis (Agile Gracile Mouse Opossum), 2319 nucleotides long. Its product is annotated as multidrug and toxin extrusion protein 1-like. The record is from RefSeq and is a predicted model, not a curated record. NCBI's taxonomy places the organism in Eukaryota, Metazoa, Chordata, Mammalia, Didelphimorphia, Didelphidae. Gene Ontology annotation, cellular component: membrane. Gene Ontology annotation, biological process: xenobiotic detoxification by transmembrane export across the plasma membrane. The transcript is spliced from 17 exons. Gene Ontology annotation, molecular function: antiporter activity; xenobiotic transmembrane transporter activity. Bases 1 to 1701 code for a protein of 566 amino acids.